CCGAUGCUCUCCGUCCAGCCCAAAGGGAAGCAGAAGGGCUGUGCGGGCUGCAACCGCAAGAUCAAGGACCGCUACCUGCUGAAGGCACUGGACAAGUACUGGCACGAGGACUGUCUCAAGUGUGCCUGCUGUGACUGCCGCCUGGGCGAGGUGGGCUCCACCCUCUACACCAAGGCCAACCUCAUCUUGUGCCGACGCGACUAUCUGAGAUUUUGUGUGGGAGACAAAUUCUUCCUGAAGAACAACAUGAUCUUGUGUCAGAUGGACUAUGAGGAGGGACAGCUCAAUGGCACCUUUGAAUCCCAGGUUCAGUAA
Molecule: messenger RNA, 315 nt
Organism: Puma concolor (puma)
Lineage: Eukaryota; Metazoa; Chordata; Mammalia; Carnivora; Felidae
Source: RefSeq, a predicted model, not a curated record